UGGCAUCACAUCGGCAAGCCUCCAACCCUCUGGAACCUCUCCAGAUAACCAGGAGUGCAGGCAGGUGCCGGGCUGUAUAGUUACCGUAGAUGAGGUACAAAACUUAUUUUAUGGAUGUGUAAGUUUUCUUAAAAGGUAAAAAACAGCCACAAAAACAUACAGCUAGUGGUAUAUGUGACUUUGUUCUGGUGAAACCAAUGCAUCAACUUCUAGUUCAACAGCAGUGGCUGCAGUUCUUAGCGAGUUCCCAAGGGGUUUGACAAAGAGUUUGCUCACUUAGUGGGAGCUCAGUCCGGCCACGUGCCUCAGAACAGGGCCGAUGGCAGGGCCAUGGGGCCCUGGGCAGCUGAGUGGGCCCGAAGGGUGGGGCCGGGGCAUUGUGACAUCGCGGUGCAUCACAGUGCGGGGCUGGUAUUGAGGCCGUGAGCAGGCAGCCAAGCUCCACUUUGGCCUGGGCCAGCGAUCAUGGCUUUGGCGUUUUUCUUCGCCUUGUUGGCGCAGAGAAUACCAUUAGUUGGUGAUUUGGAUGUGGACACGCUCGACCGCAUGCAGCAGCGUGAGGUGUAUCUGCAAGAGCAGAUGACAAAGCUGCUGCUGGAGAUGGAAGAGAAGAACACGGCGCUGAGCACGAUGGGCACUCAAGCCCUGCUUCGCUGCUUUGUUUUUUGUCUUCCCAUCCUUCUGUAUUGCUUCAUGUGGAUGAUCUGUAUAAAGUUCCGUAGAGUUGAAGACACCUGUGAUGAGGAGAGCUCCAGCAUUGAGAAGGAGCAGGAGGAGGAGGAGGAGGAGGAGGAGGAGGAGGAAGAGGAGGAAGAGGAGGAUGACGGUGUCUUUUCUCUCGAUGUGUUCUGGACAGUCCGAAGCCAUCAAGAGGACUGUGAAGUGAUGUACUCGCUGAUGUGUGGCGUCAUGGAUAUAUGCCGAAAUAUGGUAUCAGAUACUUUCUACCCAGUGCCAGAGCGUCUCAUCAAGGUGGGCAGUACCUUCGAAGGCUGGUGUCCCGUUAGAAACGUACCUGUCUUCAGCCUGCUUGUGCCCCUGUUGGCCCCCCGUGGGCACACUUUCCACCUGGAUCUGGGCACCACAGGCGAGGUACCAGCAAUGUACUCCCGUAUCCGUGUAGAGCUGGAAUGCACGUGCAAGAGGGAGCAGGAGAUGCGCAUGCGGUGCUUCCUCCACACCUCCGCCAAAGAGCUGAAAAGGCAGCAGCCCAGCCUCCUGCACAGCCUCUGCACUACGUCCCACUUAGACGCGCAGAAGACUGCCCGCUGCUUCCAGGAGCUGAUCAAAAAAGCCUGGAAACUCAUGCACGUCUCAGAGUUCACCAUGGAGAUAGACACGGUGAAGUCCAGGCGCUCCUGCAGGCUUCAUGUGAGAGAUGUCAACAAAAGAAUCUUCUACGUUGAGUUUGUGUUUGGCGUCCAGCAGGAUGAUACGGACAUCUUUCUGAGCAGCCAUGAGAUAGUGUAUCGUCGUACCCCCAGCACGGUCUGGCCACAGAGCUGUGUUGUGGCAGAGAAAAAGUUCCUGCAGUAUGUAGCCAACCACCCCCGGGGGGGCAAAUUCUACCUCAGAUAUCUGCAACUGUGUGGCUAUCUCAUGGCGAGCCUCAAGUUUACCAUCUACGACAUGAAGACAGUGAUCAUGCACCUCCUGAAUACCAUUCCUUUGCAAAGGUGGCACGGGAGGGCUUUCCUGCUGCGGAUGGAUGACAUCUUGAACUACCUGCACUGCUGCGUGGAGGAGAAACGCCUGGACCACUUCAUCGUAGGAAACGACUCGUUGCCUGAGGAGAUUAUCUUGCCAAAAGAGUUCCGAGCUUCCCCACCGCUCAACAUGUUCCAGCACCUGGAGGAGGAACCGGACAAAUACGAGCGGGCGCUGCAGGAUUUGGCGGAGCUGCACGAUCGGUUCACAGCCACGCUGCUCUAUGGGAGAUGAGAGACGCGCACUGUCCCACGGACGAGCACGCAGGGCAUGGAGAGGACACCGCUCCGUAGGCACUGGGAAUUGCCCCGAGGUGUUUUCUGCGAACUGGGGCAGCCAUCUCCUAUGGGAUAAAGAAGGUUGUUGUAUUUCUAAUAAAUGGCAAAACUCAACAAUAACUUGAGCCAGACCUAUACACUCACAAUCGCCUAGCCCUCACAUGUCACCAGUCUUGGUUACGUGGGGAAACUGCUGUGUUGCGCGGGUGUAAAAGAUGGUAAGCACUUAAAGUCUUUUCUUCCGCACCAAAGCAAAGGAGUCAGCAGCUCUUUCGAGCUUGAGGCCCUGUUGCAACAAUUGGCGCCCGAACAGGGACACGGGAAAGAGAACCAACAGGGACCUGAAACUCAACCUGACUGGAAGACUGGCCGGUCUGGAGUGCGUUGAGCAAAACGCGGAGCACGCUGAGACAAGCGUGGCAGGCGCUGAGAAGCACAGCAGGCAUUGAGAAAAACCCUGGGCUCUCACUUGUGCUGACAGCUGGCAGUCCCGUGGAGGAGAAAGGGCACCUGGAGAUUACUCAGAUGGAGGGACGUCACCUGCUCAGUCUGUAGGCUGGCAGGAUUCAUACUGCUACCCUGGGACAACGCAGUACUGCCUUUCAUGCCAAUCCCUAAAAUCCUGUACAAGGAAAAUUCACCUUUUCCUUCUGUUUUUAUCCUGAUGUAUGCCCAUGUUUGGUGUGUUAGUGAAAAGCUCGGAAACA
Tympanuchus pallidicinctus (lesser prairie-chicken) is the source of this 2692-nucleotide messenger RNA. RefSeq names its product inositol 1,4,5-trisphosphate receptor-interacting protein-like 1. The coding region runs from base 466 to 1941 and encodes 491 amino acids. The transcript has 2 exons. Lineage: Eukaryota; Metazoa; Chordata; Aves; Galliformes; Phasianidae. Gene Ontology annotation, cellular component: membrane. The record is from RefSeq and is a predicted model, not a curated record.